Mycena indigotica is the source of this 720-nucleotide messenger RNA. Its product is annotated as NmrA domain-containing protein. Bases 1 to 720 code for a protein of 239 amino acids. NCBI's taxonomy places the organism in Eukaryota, Fungi, Basidiomycota, Agaricomycetes, Agaricales, Mycenaceae. The record is from RefSeq and is a predicted model, not a curated record. The transcript has 4 exons.
AUGUCUUCCUACAAGUCUUUUGCCCUCGUCGGUGCUGGCCUUCUCGGAACUCCGAUCGUUGUUAGUCUCGCAGCAAAAAACGUCCCCGUUGUCGUUAUUUCUCGUCCCAACUCCAAGAGCCUCGACAAGCUUCCUGUCGGCGUCCAAGUCAACUCUGCCGUAGUCGACACUAGCGAUUCUGCUGCGGUUACCGCCGUUCUUAAAGAAAACAACGUUGAUGUGGUCAUUGCCACUCUUGCUUCCCAGGGCGUGCAGCACCUGAAAGAGGUUGGGGUCCCUUCCCUGAGGAUCUUCACUGGGCUUUUCAUGGAAUUCAUACUAAUGGCAUUUGGAUAUGCAAAGACCAAGAAGAUCGUGGUUCUCGGAAAAGGCGAAGCAACAAUUUCCUCCACUUCCAUCACAGACAUCGCCGGAUUCGUCGCCCACGUCCUGACAACGCUUCCGCAUGAACAGGUGGAGAAUAAAAUACUCCGCAUUCAAGGCGAUAGCCUCAAGGCUAAUGAGCUCGGCCCGUUGUUCAACACCACCGUUGAGCAUGUUGACGACAUUCCAGGCCCUAUGAAGGGCUUAAUGCUGGCGGCAGAUAAUGGGGCUGGUAGUACAGGCUGGGACGUUGUCGCAGGAAGGGAAGGAACGGGGGAUGCCGCUGCUGGAAGUGCGAGUGAGCUUUGGCCGGGCCAUCAUUGGAGGACGAUUAAAGAGGUUCAUCAUAUUUCGUAG